Molecule: messenger RNA, 993 nt
Organism: Aspergillus calidoustus
Lineage: Eukaryota; Fungi; Ascomycota; Eurotiomycetes; Eurotiales; Aspergillaceae
Source: the annotation of a GenBank genome assembly
AUGUCUUCGACAAAAGUUGAAUUGAUUUUUGGCGGUUCUGGCUUCUCCACGGACGUGGCACCCCUAGGAACAUUUGAUGAUAUGACUGAAGCUCUCUGUAUCCUCAAGAACGAGGGUGUUUGUAUAAUUGAUACAGCAUCCACCUAUGGCGAUAGCGAAAAGGUCCUUGGAGAACUGGGUGCUGCAAAAACACACACAAUCCACUCCAAAUACCCCGGAGGAUUCAGCCCGACGCUAUCAACUAAAGACAGCAUUAUUACUGCGGCUACAGAGGGACUGAAGAAAAGCAAAGCUAAGCAGUUCGAAGUCUACUACCUCCAUUCACCGGACCGCCGAGUCCCCUGGGAACCCCAACUAUCCGCAAUGACCACCCUUCACCAAGAAGGAAAAAUCAAGCGCUUCGGGCUCUCAAACUUUCUUGCCGCUGAAGUUGAAGAUAUCAUCCGCAUUGCAAAGGAAAAUAACUUCAUUCUACCUACUGUUUAUCAGGGGAGCUACAAUGCUAUUGGACGCCGCCCCGAAACCGAACUCCUUCCCACCCUCCGGAAGCACGGGAUUAAAUUCUACGCCUACUCGCCUAUUGCUGGUGGGUUCUUAGCUAAGGACCCGGAUCAAUUGCGCAAUCCACUAGGUCGGUGGGAUCCAAGUACAUUCGCUGGCAGCUUAUAUCAUCUGCUAUAUAAUAAGCCCCAUAUGCUAGAGGGCUUACAGCUUUGGAGUGAUAUUGCAAAGGGCUAUGGGGUGUCUAAGGCGGAGCUAGCAUAUAGAUGGAUUGUAUAUCAUUCUGCGUUAAAGGGGGAAUAUGGCGAUAAGAUUAUCUUUGGGUCGAAGAACGUAAGGCAGUUGAAGGAUACUCUGCAGGUUAUAAAAAAUGGACCAUUGGAUGCAGAUGUAGUCGAGAAGAUUGAAGAGGUUUGGAAUCUUGUUGAGGGUGAGGCGCCGCUGGAUAAUUAUAAUGAUGGGAUUCUGAAGAUGCAGGGUAUGUCUGUUUGA